AGACGACAUAUCCAAGUACGUUUUCUCUCAGAGAAUUGGUCAAUUAGUCAAUCCAGAUUACGUUUUCUCCAGGUUACGUUUUCUCCAGGGUACGAUUUCUCCUUAUACCUCUUUUCACACCAUCUAGCGCCUAUUCAGUAAAUGACUGUUGGCUUUGCAUCGGAGAUCGUUCAUUUUGCAUCGGUGUCUGUUGAUUUUGCAAACGAGUCUGUUGAUUUUGUUUUAAGCUGUUCUGUUUGGUAAUUCAAUAUGUUUUUAAAAGAAUAAUUGUUCGUUUUUCAUGAACGUAUUUUUGUAACUUUCCGUCCGCUAUAGAAAUGCAGCUACAUGUGCAUUUCCUAUUUCCUUUUCACAUUUCUCUUAAGUCAUGCGUGGCGUUUAUCUACUGAUUAAGUGAUUUAGCAAAGACCGACGAAUACCUGUUGAUAUAGUUCCAGCACACCUGACUUUUCUCAUUGCGGCUUAUCACUGGACUCUCAAUAGAUGACCAUGGGCUGUUUAAUUCUAGCAUUUAUUUUGGUUAUUUAUAUUGCGUAUAAGAUCUACGAGUACCAAAAAGGUAAAACUUUUAUAGAAAAAAUAACCAAUCGUUACGUGUUUAUCACGGGCUGUGAUUCCGGAUUUGGGAACGACUUGGCCCAGUUAUUGGACAAACAAGGGGUGCCAGUGAUCGCCGGAUGUUUGACGGAAAAGGGCGGUGCGGACUUAAAAAAGAAAACGUCAUCUCGAUUACGUGUCGUGCAAAUUGACGUCACAGAUCAAACAAGUAUCCGAAAUGCUGUGGAAUCUGUCAAACGCAUUAUUCCCAGGUCAGAAGGUCUCUGGGGACUAGUCAACAAUGCAGGGAUUCAGGUGUUGCACGCGCCGCUGGAAUUCCAUUCCUAUGAAGCCAUAUACAAGUGUUUGGCUGUCAACUUGUUUGGUGCUAUUGAGGUGACCAAUGCAUUCUUGCCUCUCAUUAGGAAGGCUAAAGGAAGGGUUGUUUAUACUACCAGUGAUUGUGCAUUCCAAUCUUACGCAUGUCGAGGACCUUACGUCAUCAGCAAAGUUGGAUUGGAUGCUAUGGCAGAAUGUUUAAGACGUGAACUUUAUUACGCUGGCGUGACGUUUCACACCAUUCAACCUGGAGCAUUCAAAACCAGCAUCGUAGAUCCAGAGGAGAUGAAGUCCACCCUACAGAAGGCGUUUGACGCGGCAGACAGUGAGGUACAGGCUUUCUACGGCCAAAAGUGGUUACAGGAAACAAAGGAGCAGUUUGUUAGAAUACCAAAUGGCCAAUGUGAGGACCUAUCAGGGGUAACCAAUGCACUGCAACAUGCUCUGUUUUCCGUUAUGCCCAAAAGAAGUUACCUUUGCGGUACAAAGUGCAAAUUUGACUAUUACCUCUAUCAGUUACCAGGGCGGAUCCACACGUGGCUACGGGCAAUGACUCCGCCCCCUGAUGCCGCCACACAGUCAGACCACUGAAGAUUUCGUAUACAAACGAUGUAUUUUUUGGCAUAGUCAUAUUACUUCUGUGUAAUGUUUAUGUAACGAUAGCAGCAAAAUGCUUAUUAUUUUCAUUUGUUGCUUUGCAUAUCACUAACUUAGAGCAUAAAAAGAGAUAAUAUUUUAGUUUGUUUAUCGCCGUUUUGACAUUUCUUAAAAUUGUUUAGAAAUAAAAUAUAAUGCAAAAAAAAAAAGCUAAACAGAAUCAGGAUGUCAACUUUAUAAUUUGGCGCCAAACUGACUUCUAAUUAAUGAAGCAGUGUCUAGAUUCUGUGUUGGUUGUUCUGCUUUCCAAUCUCUUUAUUGUUUGAUAUGUCCAAUAUUCAAUCUUCAUUAUAAAUAAAUUUGGUGAAGGCACUGCAA
Magallana angulata is the source of this 1851-nucleotide messenger RNA. RefSeq names its product retinol dehydrogenase 7-like. The record is from RefSeq and is a predicted model, not a curated record. The coding region runs from base 484 to 1467 and encodes 327 amino acids. Gene Ontology annotation, molecular function: oxidoreductase activity. NCBI's taxonomy places the organism in Eukaryota, Metazoa, Mollusca, Bivalvia, Ostreida, Ostreidae. The transcript has 4 exons.